Messenger RNA from Olea europaea var. sylvestris, 1488 nucleotides. RefSeq lists its product as uncharacterized. The coding region runs from base 1 to 1488 and encodes 495 amino acids. Lineage: Eukaryota; Viridiplantae; Streptophyta; Magnoliopsida; Lamiales; Oleaceae. The transcript has 4 exons. The record is from RefSeq and is a predicted model, not a curated record.
AUGGGAAGGGAGACUCGAAACGUAAAACGGAAUUACGCCCGAGAGGCCAAACGCCUCCCACUAACCAGUUAUAUGGUGGACAGUAGCUCCCGAAGAAAUCAAGUACUGUCCAUCGUCUUCACCCAAGAGGACUCUGAUGGGGUUCACUACCCCAAUUGUGAUGCACUUGUGGUAAGGGCCAUUGUGGCCCGAAAUGGAUUCAAGCAAAUGCUAGUAGACAAUAGCAGCUCCGUUAACAUCCUGAUCGGGUCUACCUUUGACAAGAUGAUCUUGGACCACGAGCUGACGCGCACCACCACUCCUCUAUAUGGAUUUAUCGGAGAUAGUAUUACUCCGAGAGGAAAGAUAACAUUGGUGGUAGAGAUGGGAGAGUCUCCCCAAACCACCAUGAACUUCAUGAAAUUUCUUAUUGUAGACAGUCGAUCGGCUUACCACAGAGUCUUGGAUAGACCAGCCCUAAAAGAGUUGGGAACCGUCACUUCCAUCCACCACUUAUGCAUAAAACUCCCAACUGAGAACGGGGUGAUAACAGUGAAAGGUAACCAAAGAGGAUCCAGAGAGUGCUACCUGAGCUCCAUCAGAAAUGGCGAUCCCCGAGACGUACAUGCCAUCCUGACUGAUGCGGAUAUGGCAGACAUCCCAAGUGAGGAAGAACUCUCCAUGAUCGAUGAGAUCGAUCCCCGCGUGAUUGGGCACGAACCCCAAGCAACUCCGAUUGAGGAACUAGAAAACUUUCCUGUCAACCCCCGCGACCCCGCGAAGGUGUUGAAAGUGGGCAUAGGCCUAAGCAACGACAUGAAAGAAAGAUUGAAAGACUUUCUCUGCAAGAACCUUGACAUCUUCGCUUGGAGGCAUGAAGACAUGGUGGGCAUAGACCCCAAGGCAUGCCCCAAAGACAGUUUUCCACUUCCAAGAAUUGAUCAAUUGGUAGACUCUACCGCCGGGCAUGAGCUCCUAAGUUUCAUGGAUGCCUACUCUGGCUAUAACCAAAUACCCAUGUACCCGACUAAUGAGGAGAACAUCUCUUUUAUCACUGACAGAGGCCUUUACUGCUACAAGAUGAUGCUCUUCGGGUUGAAAAACGCUGGGGCCACAUAUCAAAGGCUUGUCAACAGAAUGUUUGUAGACCUCAUCGGCAAGACAAUGGAAGUCUAUGUUGACGAUAUGCUUGUAAAAAGCCUGAAGGCAGACUACCAUGUGAUGCACUUGGAUGACACUUUUCGAAUCCUCAUGAGGUACAAGAUAAAGCUCAACCCCCUCAAGUACGCUUUUGGCGUUGCCUCUAGCAAAUUCCUGGGGUACAUGGUCAACCAAAGAGUAUUGAAAGCCAGAAAGAAGUUUGAAUGGAAUGAAGAGUGUGAAGAGGCCUUCCAGGUCCUGAAAAAGCAUCUAAGGCAGGCCCUCUUCCUCUCCAAGCCUAAGCCCGACGAUAUCCUCCAACUAUACCUGGCCAUUUCCAACGAGGCCAUCAGUGCAAGCCUGACCUGA